This is a messenger RNA of Thamnophis sirtalis, 1335 nucleotides long. Lineage: Eukaryota; Metazoa; Chordata; Lepidosauria; Squamata; Natricidae. The record is from RefSeq and is a predicted model, not a curated record.
AUGGAGCGUGAGAAUCUUGAGCGGGGGAAGUUCUCUUCUUCCUUCAGCAUUGAAUGUGAAGGUGCUUACGAAAAACGUUUUCCAACCUGCCCGGAGAUCCCAGUUUUUCUGGGCAGUGAGAUCCUUCAUGAAUCCAAGAGUGAAGACGGAGCCAUUCAGAUCAUUGAAAGGAGUUGCAAAUUGAAUGUGGAUGCACCUCGGCUACUCAAGAAAAUUGCUGGGGUAGAAUAUGUCUUUUUCAUACAAAAAAAUACAGUGAACUGGAGAGAGAGAACCCUCGUUAUUGAAGCCCAUAAUGAGACCUUUGCCAACCGUGUCAUUGUCCUGGAGACAUGCAACUACUCGGUCCAUCCGGAGAACGAAGAUUGGACGUGUUUCGAACAGUCUGCAUCCCUCGAUAUCAAAUCAUUCUUUGGGUUUGAAAACACAGUAGAGAAGAUCGCCAUGAAGCAGUACACAGCCAACAUCAAGCGGGGCAAAGAAGUAAUCGAGCAUUAUCUAAAGGAGCUGAUAUCCCAAGGGAUCACUUUUAUCCCUCGGUGGACUCCCCCGGAAGUCAAGGGGAGCCUCCGGAAGAGGAGUCCAUCCGGAAGCAAUAACGGUACAAUACCGCCGGAAAGCCACCCGCACGGAAGUGAGAAAGAACAGCGAGGCAACAACGCCUGCCCUGCGGGGGAGGCUUCCACUCCUGAAGGGGACAAACUGGAUGCUGAUUACAUAGAACGUUACCUGGGACAAUUAAGCCCCAUGCAGGAAAGCUGCUUGAUCAGACUUCGCCAGUGGCUCCAAGAAAUGCAGAAAGGAAAGGUACCCAAAGAUGAAUACAUCCUCCGUUUCCUCAGGGCUCGGGACUUUAAUAUUGACAAGGCUCGGGAAAUGCUCUGCCAGUCCUUGGCAUGGCGAAAGCAAUACCAGGUGGAUUACAUUCUGCAAACCUGGAGACCACCUUCCCUUUUGGAAGAAUUCUACGCCGGGGGUUGGCAUUACCAGGACAAAGAUGGAAGGCCCCUCUACAUCCUUCGCCUUGGGCAAAUGGACACCAAAGGUCUUGUGAAAGCUCUGGGAGAGGAAUCCCUUCUUCGUCAUGUCUUGUCAAUUAACGAGGAGGGACAAAGAAGAUGUGAAGAAAACACCAACCUCUUAGGCCGCCCUAUCUCAUCCUGGACAUGUUUAGUUGACCUUGAAGGGCUAAACAUGCGUCACCUCUGGCGCCCUGGUGUGAAAACCCUCCUCAGAAUUAUUGAAGUGGUUGAAGACAACUAUCCGGAGACUUUAGGGAGGUUGUUGAUUGUGCGAGCACCAAGGGUGUUUCCUGUUCUCUGGACUUUGGUGAGC